Anopheles darlingi is the source of this 1169-nucleotide messenger RNA. RefSeq names its product brachyurin-like. The record is from RefSeq and is a predicted model, not a curated record. Lineage: Eukaryota; Metazoa; Arthropoda; Insecta; Diptera; Culicidae. The transcript is spliced from 2 exons. Gene Ontology annotation, biological process: proteolysis. The coding region runs from base 20 to 940 and encodes 306 amino acids. Gene Ontology annotation, molecular function: serine-type endopeptidase activity.
GUAAAAGACCAGAAGCAACAUGCGAGUCGUGAUAGCAUUUAUCACGUUUGGUCUGCUGGCCAUUGGUGCCAGUGCCCACCGUCGGUUCCCCAACAUCGAUUGGUCGCAAGUGAAGCCGAUCGAGGAGUUCGAUCACUACUGGCAACGCCUUCCAGCCCAUUUACGAGCACUUCGCUUCAAUCAGCCCGCAAAACGUAUCAUAGGCGGUUCGGAGGCUUAUCCUGGACAGUUCCCGUAUCAAGUCGCUCUUCUUAGCAGCUUCCCGCAAGGUACGGGCCUGUGCGGUGGAACCGUUCUCACAAACAACUUCAUCCUAACGGCGGCUCACUGUGUCGUCGGAAGUGAUCGUGAGCUCGCGCUCAACGGUAUUGCCAUCCUCGGAGCCCAUGAUCGAACCGAAGAGGAAGAGUCACAGCAGAGGAUAGAAUUCUCACAAUCCUGCAUUUCCGCUCAUUCGCGUUACAAUUCACACACCAUCCGUAACGAUAUCGCGACCGUUCAGCUUCCGAUUCCGGCUGUCUUCAACGAUCGCGUCCAACCGAUCGCACUUCCAGCACGUUCCGAUCAUAGUGACUUUGCUGGACUGCAAGGAAUCGCGUCCGGAUUCGGGCGUACCUCGGACUACAACACGGAACCAUCGCCGGUACUGCUGUUUACGACCAAUCCGAUCCUCUCGAACGCCAAGUGCAAUGAAUUCUGGUCUACGGAUCUGGUCUCAGAACAGAAUAUCUGUUUGAGUCCAGCCGGUGGAACCUCGUCCUGUAACGGUGAUUCGGGUGGUCCGUUGGCUGUGGUUCUGGAGGGCCAUAGUGUACAGGUUGGCAUAACAUCGUUCGUUUCGGCCCAGGGUUGUGCCUCAGGAUUCCCUCCAGUAUGGGUACGUGUGUCGUAUUAUCGGGACUGGAUCGAGGAACAUUCGGACUACGUAUUUGGCGCCUAGAAUCAGAACAAGCGCGAUGGCAUUGUGAUGGACUUUGAAUAAACAUGUAUCUUCAGCUAUUUUAUCCAUCAUCAAGUGAUUCUUCUCUUUGUUCAAAAGUUUUAAGAUCUUAGUAUGAACUUCAGUUCUUGGAAUGCUAGUUAGUAUGCAGGAUACAUUUUUUUCAAGGGAAAGCUAAUGGCUUCAAUACCAUGGAAGAGAUGAAAUAGAUGCAGCAUUUUUUACUUAU